This is a messenger RNA of Microsporum canis CBS 113480, 1206 nucleotides long. RefSeq names its product inositol polyphosphate multikinase. Bases 1 to 1206 code for a protein of 401 amino acids. Gene Ontology annotation, molecular function: inositol hexakisphosphate kinase activity; inositol-1,4,5,6-tetrakisphosphate 3-kinase activity. Gene Ontology annotation, biological process: phosphatidylinositol phosphate biosynthetic process; inositol phosphate biosynthetic process. NCBI's taxonomy places the organism in Eukaryota, Fungi, Ascomycota, Eurotiomycetes, Onygenales, Arthrodermataceae. The transcript is spliced from 2 exons. Gene Ontology annotation, cellular component: cytoplasm; nucleus. The record is from RefSeq and is a predicted model, not a curated record.
AUGCAGCCGUCUAAGAACCAGAAGCUCGAUGAAGAGAGCUUCGUGGCGUUCGACCAUGCCGCCGCCGGACAUGAGGGUGUCCGUUGCGAUGAAUCCGGCUCUCUCAUAGCGAAGCCCUGCACCCAGAAAGAGAUUCUAUUUUACGAGUCGGGUGCAAACCACCCUGCGUUUCAGAAAUACAUGCCUACCUUUAUCGGCUCGCUUCGUGCUGGUGCUCCCAAGGAGGCUCUUAAUCUAUCGACUGCCAAUGCCGAGACUCCACUAGUCAUUGCUUCAGCAGAGACGUCCACGGAGAAGUCUUCGUUACCUCUCGAAUUGGCCACACAGACCGAUAGUAUCGCUAUCACCAGACCGGCAAAGAGGCCAGAUGAGCCAUGGGUUCCGUCUGGCGGCAAGAAACUUGAUACUGGCCUGUCAAUCGUUCUGGAGAACAUUACAGAUGGGUUUGUUCGGCCAAACGUCCUGGACGUCAAACUUGGCGCGAGGCUCUGGGACGAUGAUGCUGUUCCAGAAAAGAGAGAGAAGCUUGACCAGGUGGCGGCCGAAACUACAAGUGGGAGCUUAGGAUUUCGCAUCGCCGGGAUGAAGACAUGGGCUGGUCAAGGCCAGGAUAUCACCAAGCUCUCUGGGCCGGACGUGGAUGUGUCCGCAAACCACCUGCCAUCAACCGCCAGCGAGGAAGUCAAAUCCAAGUCUAAAAUCAUCGAAUCAGAGGGCUAUCGUCGCUUUGAUAAAUGGUAUGGCCGGGGGUUCAACGAGCGUAAUGUGCAUGAAGGCUUCGAAACGUUCCUCGCUUCAGCAAAGGCUGGGAAGAUAGAUCGUUCAGCCUUUUUAGCGGCCAGAAUCGCCGCCGAACUACGAGCAAUGCAAGCCGUCUUGGAAUCAGAAGAGAGCCGUAUGUACUCCGCCAGCGUCUUGAUUGUUUAUGAAGGCGACCCAGAAGCUUUCGAGAGAGCACUCGAAGUAGAGAGCAAGGAGGCUACUAUAUCGGAAGGCCUGUCCACCAGGACUACCGGUCAUGGAGGCGAUAAUGAUGACGACGAUGAAGAGGAGGAAGAGGAGGAUCUACCUAAAGUCCAUGAUAUUCGUCUGAUCGAUUUUGCGCAUGCGAGCUGGACCCCUGGCCAGGGACCAGAUGAAAAUCUUCUGAGAGGUUUGAGGAACGUUGCGAAGAUUAUGGAGGAUCUAGCCAGGGCCUCCAACUAA